Brassica napus (rape) is the source of this 1720-nucleotide messenger RNA. Its product is annotated as probable long-chain-alcohol O-fatty-acyltransferase 4. The transcript has a single exon. Gene Ontology annotation, biological process: lipid metabolic process. The record is from RefSeq and is a predicted model, not a curated record. Bases 610 to 1650 code for a protein of 346 amino acids. Lineage: Eukaryota; Viridiplantae; Streptophyta; Magnoliopsida; Brassicales; Brassicaceae.
CUAAAUGAUUGAAAUUACUCAAAUUAGAUGCACAAAGGAAGUAUCCUCAGGAAAAGGCAGUGGUUUUAAAAACUGGUUCGCUUUCAGAACCUUGUUACAUCGUCUACCUGUAAAACCACAUGUCCUAAUUCUCUGUUUGGUUCUCGUCUAAUUCACUUUUAUUCUUCUAACAUAACCAAUCCGUAAGUUCGAAACCUUUAGUGUUUGCAAGAACGCAAAAAAGAGAUACUACUACAGUACUACUUAUCACCAAGAACCAAAGAUUGUGUGUUUCGGAUUACUCUUUGUUCUAUUGACUAUACGUAACGUGUAACCAAAAUGUUUUAAUUUUGUUUAUUUCUAAACCCCAAAACAAGAAUUCUAAACCCGAAUAUAAACCUAGGCGAAAAACAAAUUAUAAACUACGAAUAGUGAUGCCUAAAUUCGAAAGUUUUUUAAAUGUUUUUCGAAAGAAUGAGUCUUUUUAAUUUAAAGAGAAAGAGACGUGAUUUGUUAACGAUGUGUCUAAUCAAAUUUCCUUUUGAUUUAUCGGAUUAUUUUAAGUAUGUAAAUAAAGCCAAAACCUCUGUGAUAGGCCAAGAGAAAGAAGAUAGAUCAUAGACUAGAGAUAUGGAGGAAGAUCUCAAGAACUUCAUUAAGGUUUGGGUCUCAGCUAUAAUCUCCAUAUCUUAUUGCUACUACUUAUCAACCAGAUUCAAAUCUGGAGUUUUUCGAUUACUCUUCAUUCUUCCCGUUUGUGUUCAGUUUCUUUUCCUUCCUCUGUGUUUCUCCUCUCUUCACUUCACUGGUUUCACUGUGUUUUCCCUCACAUGGCUAGCCAAUUUCAAGCUCAUCCUCUUCUCUUUCAACAAAGGUCCUCUUUACCCAACUCCCCCUAAUAUCUAUCAGUUCAUCUGCUUCACUUGCUUCCCCAUAAAGCUUCAACAAAACCCUAAACCUCGAAUUCACUUGCCCAAAUGGGUUUUUGCUAUUAGAGUUGCUAUCUUUGGUGUGUUGUUAUAUAUGUAUGAUUACAAAAAAGAUAUGUCUUCAAAUGUUCUAUUGGUUCUCUAUUCUCUUCAUAUAUACUUGGAGUUUGAGAUUCUUUUAGCUCCCUUGAAACUUCUGCUUAGUAUGUUACUUGGGUGCGAUCUCGAGCCUCAAUUCAACGAGCCAUACUUAGCCACCUCUCUUCAAGACUUCUGGGGUCGCCGGUGGAACCUAAUGGUCCCUGCUAUCCUCCGACCGGCCGUCUACGUUCCGGUGCGACGCAUCACCGAACGGAACAUGAAGUCCGAGCAUGCUAAGUUCUUGGGAGUUUUUGCCACGUUCCUCGUCUCUGGUGCAGUUCACGAGUUGAUCUUCUUCUACUUUACACGUGAAUCGCCUACCGGAGAAGUCACUUUGUACUUUAUAUUACAUGGAGUUUGCACUGCUGCGGAAGUAGCGGCGAAGAGGACAGGCUUGUUGAAGCGGUGGAAGAUGAGUGUGAUGGUAUCAAGGCUGCUCACGGUGGGGUUUGUGGUUGUGACCGGUGGUUGGUUGUUUUUUCCUCCUCUUAUUAGGAGUGGCAUGAUCGAGAGACUCUCUAACGAAGUCUUUUUGUCCACUGACUUCACCAAGCAAAAAGUUUUUAGUAUUUUUGGUGAAUUUUCUAGAAUCUUGGGUUGAUGUUUUCUGUAGCUAAAAUUAUCACUUUUGCUGAAUUUCAGUAGAAAAUUAAACAGAGAUUCUGUGAUUA